ACAACUUGCAAAGGACAUGGAGAAACGAGAGCCUAAUAUCGGAAGUGCGGCAGAAUUGGCGCCUCUUAAUCCGACUGCCUCUUCGCAUUCCAUGGCGGCGGCCCGAUCCCGCCGAAAGCUAUCCACUAGUUCCCGGAGCUUCAGAGUCCGUAAGAGGUCCAGCUUCAUAUCGACGACAACCACCUUAGCUGCCCAUCCAACAAGAACGCACGAGCUCUUCAAAGAGCCUCUCCCAGUGUCCGUCCUCCAGUCAACGUCGGCCGACUUGAGCUGGUAUCACCCUUGGCUCCAUGGCCAAGUUACGAAUAUGUCACAUGCAGUCCGACAACUACGGGUAGGCGAAGAAACGCUUCUCGAGAACAACGCGUUCGAACGAGUGUUCACUGCGACGGGCACAUUCGUCCGCGAUACCGAAAUGGUCACUAUCGACGACGUCGUCGAACACCUUCGGAAAACGCAAAAGAUGGAGAAUACUCGUCAAACCUUCAAAGCUCAAAGGCUGCUCGUAUUCGCAAUACUAGGAUGGCAGUCCAUGCUCUACCGACCAGCCUUCAAUACCUGCUCCGGGGACGAGCUUGCAGUUCACGAGGAUGACGACGAAUCGAACUCCGGCCUAGUAUUCGACACUAACAAGGUAUCAGCCGAUCUCGCAGAUCGACCCUUGUUCGUCAUCUUGAAGGGUUUCGGAAACUUACUCCCUUCUCCUCCUUCGAACAUUACGCAAGCUGCAAGCGAGAACAGUAGAGCAGCAGCGACCUGGUUGCCUCUGAAUCCUGCUGAGAUGAAUGCACAUCUCCUUCUCACUCUGCUCCACGUUAGGAUUCGAUGGGUUGAUUGCCUGGCAUUACACCUGGACUACAAUAAGUCAAGCAGGACUCUUUCGUUGUUCAGCUGUCCUUCGUUCUACGUCGCCAUGCUUCAAUCCAAAGGCACUAUAUUUUCAUUUGCUAGCACAGAGAAGAAGUCUUUCGACCCCCGUGCGAGCGAGGAAGACAUCUCGCAGUUCAUGCGGGAGCUACUUCUUAUGCUUUGUAUGACCGCUCAUAUUCGCCAAAAGCCGGAGCCUCUGCCAUUGCUCCCUGAUCAGCCUGUGUAUUUUGCGGCCCAGCAUUUCCCAGUCCUAUCCGAGAGGAUCGAGCUUAUUGCGCAGGAACUCAAGAACUCCCGACCUACCUCAAUAAGCGAACUGCUCCGCGAUCGGCGAGAUACAUUGCAGUAUUGGACUUUUUGGCUUGUUUCUAUCAUCGGGGUACUAAGCGUUAUCCUCAGUCUAGUGCAAGUCAUAUUGCAAGUUCUUCAGUUAUCACGGGGAUGA
Molecule: messenger RNA, 1315 nt
Organism: Mytilinidion resinicola
Lineage: Eukaryota; Fungi; Ascomycota; Dothideomycetes; Mytilinidiales; Mytilinidiaceae
Exons: 4
Coding region: 17-1315 (432 amino acids)
Source: RefSeq, a predicted model, not a curated record